AUGGCGGUGAGAACUAUCGGCCCUCAUCAGCCAUUGUCAACAAAUUGUUCAUCCGACGUGAAGCGCCAGGAAGAGAAGCAAGCUGGCUCUAAAAGAAAGCAGUUUAGAAAAUGGCUACACAGUCUCAAGGAACAUGCCCCGUCUCCAGACUACAGAGACGAAGAGACUGUUCUCAUCGACAUCGCAGAUUCAUAUUUGGGAUUUUUGGAUCCCCUGUCGUACGUUCCCGUGUUAACAACAGGCGAAGCUGCGAUGCUUGACUGCGAGAAGCAAUCACCCAGCCGGACACAUAGCAAACGAUUGCGCGAGUUUCUGAGGGAACAUUUGAAGCGGAGGCCUUCCACCCACAAGGACGGCAGAGCAUUGCAGUCGCGAGACCAGGGCCCGGAGAGUUCGCUAAACAUGUCCUGUAGCGAGGCGAAUGAGGCUGUUGUUGGUGAUAGCCCAAGCCAGUUAGACAGGCCAGUAUGUGAGAACGAAUUCACAAUUCUAAAAAGCGAAGCUGUUGAAGGCUUGGCGCCUAUUAAGCAGGAAGACGAUUCUCAGGGCUCAAGAUCCGCAGACGGUUUGAAAGAACCUUGCUUUAUUCUUCAGCAAGAUGAGGACGCUGGGCAGAACAGUUUGAAGAGGACAUCAGAUUCGCCGCUAGCGGAUAACUCUACGGAAUCUAAGCGAACCUGUUUCGAAAGAGAGCCCGAGCGCAAUGAUGACGGUUUUAUUGACGAGAGCUCAUCGGUGUACUCGGAUGUCCCUUCUCCUGAGGCUUCAAUUUGCAAGACACCGCCAGCAGUGUUGACAAAACCAUGCGAAGGUAAUGUAACACCUUCGCGAGGCGCUGGAGACGAUAGUAAUAGCGCGCCAUUGGAGGACAAGCUUUACGUUGUCAUAGAAAAACUCAAAGCUGCUGUCCACCCACGUUCGUCGGGUAGCGCCAAGUUUGAGCCCGCUGACUGUUCCGCAUCUAGCGACAAGAUUGCUUCUCCAGUCUACGAACCAACUUUCAUUCGAGUUCCUACGUUUAGACAGAGCCUCAGAAGGAUGCAUGCGCGCGGGCUCCUCGAGGAUGUGAGAAACGGUACGAUAAAGGAGGAAGAUUUGUUGAAGUUGGCUAAAAGAGAGCCAGAAAGCUUCAAUUUCAGAGAUGCCAAGUUUUUUGAAAAGGACUCUGAGGCUUCGGGAUCGUCAGAGUCUUCUAAAAGCCUUGAAAGUAGUCGUUUUUACAGCGUCAAAUUUGAUAAAUUCUCGCAUCUUUUGAUGUAUGAUGCCACAAAGAGGUUUCACUCUGACAGAUGGGGUACCUUGCGAUCUGCCAAUCUUUCAACCGGCAGUAAGGGCAAAGCUAAGCCGUGUCCAUUAUUAGAAAACGCGGUUUAUAGUAAGGAAAGCAUUCGAUCCCGGAAACCUAUCCUUAAAUGCAAAAGCAAUACCCGCGCGGAAGUUGAAUCUUUGAGAGCAGAGGAUUGUGACAAGGUUGACGUUUUUGCAUUUUUGAAGUUCUUUGAACACCAUGAAGCCCAGCGACGGAGUGAGGAGCUGAGUUUGAGCAGGAUACGCGAACAGCAAUUAACAAAUUACUACGCUAAUGAUCAUGUGUAUAACUCAGCUAGGAGCGGGAGCUUGAAAUUCGCGGCCGUGGACUUUAAUAGAAGUAAAAAAGCUACGGAAAUUAACAUUGGCCGCGAGCUGAGGGGUCCUGAUAGAAGGAUUUCAAGUUGUCCUUCUAUGCGGGAUUGGGACCUUGGACGCAAAAGAAGAGGUGACGUCUCCCAACACUGUUAUUGA
Lachancea thermotolerans CBS 6340 is the source of this 1782-nucleotide messenger RNA. RefSeq names its product protein phosphatase regulator GIP1 (gene GIP1). Bases 1 to 1782 code for a protein of 593 amino acids. The transcript has a single exon. Lineage: Eukaryota; Fungi; Ascomycota; Saccharomycetes; Saccharomycetales; Saccharomycetaceae. The record is from RefSeq and is a predicted model, not a curated record.